ACUACUUUGAGCUUUUGAAAGCGACUGUGGAAGAACGUGAUGACUACCUCGUCGAAAAGUAUCCCGGAGAACGGUUGGGAUACCCAUUGUCAUGUCUUCGAUCCUAUCCGUCAUCCGUACAUUUCCAACACACCUUAUCGCCCUCCUGCACGUACCGUCAAUGACCUACAAAACGCCUCUCUCACUCGAAACGUGGUCAUAGUCAUGGCUCUCCCCGAAGGUACCAACCCUGCCCAUACUGUAGAAGCGAUCGCCGCGUUCAAGGCAGCCGGAAGGGAUGCUAGGGGGACGGUCGUAUUGGAUUUGCAUCAGAUGGAUGUGGAUAACCUCAAAGCUUUGGAUGCUGCAGGGAUCCGGUCCGUUCGACUUCAUCAAACUCGCUUAGGUGAAGGAGGUGAUCUGGGGGGAAUGAUGGCGGCUAUGUGUGAUAAGUUUGCUAUUGCAGGAGUGAAAUGGAGUUUGGACGCUCAAUUGAGUCUUGCUACUUGGGUACGAUUAUCACCUGUCCUACGUAACCUUCAUAACAAAUACGGGACGGUAUUCGUCAUUGACCACAUGGCAUGUUGUCAUCCUUCCGAUGUCGACUCCCCCGACUUUUCGCACCUGCUCGAUUUAUUACGAGAGGGUGUGGUGUAUAUCAAGAUCUCCGCUAUGGAUAGAUAUCGUGCCGACGGUCCAGUGGAAGCUUUCGAAUCUCUCAUUAGACAAUUGGUGGAAACGCGUUGGGGAGAAGGAUUGUUGUUUGGAAGCGAUUGGCCGCAUACGGUGACAGAAGGUGAAGUGGAAGACCUGCCAAAGGUGGAUCUUGGACCUCAUAUACGUCUAAUCAAAAGUGUUUGUGACAGUGUGGGUCAAGGUCUUUGGGAAAAGGUUUGGCAAAGUAAUGCUGCAGAUUUGUACAAAUGAUCGAGGAUGCAUCUCGUUUACAAGCC
This is a messenger RNA of Tremella mesenterica DSM 1558, 932 nucleotides long. RefSeq lists its product as uncharacterized. The coding region runs from base 40 to 906 and encodes 288 amino acids. Lineage: Eukaryota; Fungi; Basidiomycota; Tremellomycetes; Tremellales; Tremellaceae. The record is from RefSeq and is a predicted model, not a curated record. The transcript has 2 exons. Gene Ontology annotation, molecular function: hydrolase activity.